Larimichthys crocea (large yellow croaker) is the source of this 3461-nucleotide messenger RNA. Its product is annotated as golgin subfamily A member 6-like protein 22. NCBI's taxonomy places the organism in Eukaryota, Metazoa, Chordata, Actinopteri, Sciaenidae. The transcript has 23 exons. Bases 395 to 3160 code for a protein of 921 amino acids. The record is from RefSeq and is a predicted model, not a curated record.
CUGAACAGCUUGCAAUCAAAGCUUUGUGAGGCUUAAGCAGAUGAAACGAGCAUUGUCAGUGGCGAGGAGAGGGUUUCUGCAGCAAGGUACUGUAAUAGCAAGUGCCAUUUUGUGCAGACUUCAGCUGUUAAAGCAACACAAGUAGUGUUUCUUUUCUUAUCAUUCAUAUUUUACCCACCUGUAUUUAGAUAUGGAAAAGGGUGUCAAGAACAAAUUUAUACUAGGACUUAAAGGGUCUUUAAUCACAAACACACUGUAAUAGUCAUGCGGUGCUAAAACUAGUUGUUGACCAUCAACCAAGCAGUGGAAAUAUCAAGAGACAUGAUCCUAGAAUAGACAGACACCUCCAGCUGCCACCUUUGUGUGAAAAUCUUUCCCUGUUGCUUGAGCAGACAUGUGGGGAGAUGAGGACUGUAGCCUCUCCCAUACAAAGGGAAGUCAUAGCUUAGAUCUAGGGGGACACUCUAAGAUGUUUAGACCCUCGUGUAGAAGUUCAAGUCCAUUUUCUCUCACGGAUCUCGACAUGUGGGACACCAAAUCUCGCUUUACGGCCCAGACCUCAGCAUGGUGUGGUAUGGCAACUGUCUCUGGGACAGGGUUUAUGUCCAAAGUUAGCACAAGCACAUCUGGGAGCACCGGUGCCUUCAGACAGAACGACCCAGGUCUAAGGAAGUGGCAAUCAUUGUCCCAUCUGACGCCAGAGACUCCUACACGAUCCUUUCCUCCAUCUCCAGGGGCCGAAUUAAGGGCUGCCCGAGGUGCAAGUAGCUUUAGACAAUCAGAGGUGGGGCAAUGGCUGCAGGAUGCUCAUGAGCGUCUCGACACUCAGCUGGAACGUCUGACAACUAGAAAUUCACAGCUGAGAUACAACAUAAGUACAGCACAACUGCUAGACAUGAAACACAAACUGCCAGAGGUAGUGAGUGCCCUUGAGCAGGAGAGGGAGGUAGCUGAAUUAUCCCAGUUUGAAAAGAGCCGGGAACGUGGAGAGCUCCAUGAAAAGGUCCUACAGCUGGAAAAGGACCUGAUGCAAAUGAGAUCUAAUUUAGACAGAGGAAGCAAUGAUCAACCAACCGAAAGAACUGGAUCAUCACCGGUGAAUCAAGAAGACUUUAACAGGCAGGAGAGGCAGAAGGUUGAUACAGAGUUAUGCAAGCUGAGAGAGGCUCUGAGAGAUGCUGAGGCGAGGGCAAAGACUCAAGAAGAAGAACGAAACCAGGCAAUCCAGAAACUACAGACAUCCACAGAGACACAGAGGGCGCUGUUGAACCAAAUAGAGGAGAUGAACCAGAAGUUUAGUCACACAAGACUAAAUCACUCUGAAGUGCAACAACAGCUGAGUGAAGCUAACAACAAGAUCAGUGAAGCAUGCCUGGAAAAAGCCAUCUUGUCGACUCAAGUAUUGAAGCUACAGGAUGAUAUAAGGGAACUGAAGGCCUCAAAAUGGCCUCAAUCUGACAAAGAUCAUCUGAUUCAGGAGAAAACAGAUCUGUACCAGACGUCCCAGGUCCUUGGGACAGAGGGUUGUGGGGUCAUUCAGGAUCAGGACAACAAACAAAAUCAGGACACUGCUCUGACGAAGGAACAAUCAAAGGAUCUCAGAGAGGAAAAUGAAGAGCUGACAAGUGAGCUUGAAAUGAUUAAGCAGAAAUUGAAUACAUCAGAGUCUCAGCUACAGGAAAUAACAGCCGAGAGGGUCACCAACUCCAAACGGGUCACAGAUUUGGAGGCAGAAUGCUCUCAGCUGAUCAGAGAAAAAGAGGAACUGUUGAGUAAAAUGAAUGAAGGUCGACAUGAGGAGCUAACAGAGAUUAAAGAAAAAUACUGCCAGCUAAGGGAAUCUGUGGAAUCUUUGGAAUUAGAAAAAGUGAAACUGCAGGAUCGCUGCUUGGGUUUGGAGGCCGAGGUCCUUGAGAAGGAGGAGAAGCUACACCUGUGCAAGGAAGAGUAUCAGAAACAAGACGCAGUAAGAGUUCAGAGCAUAGAUGAACUAAAAGCUGUGGUCACACAUUGGACUGAAAAAUGGCAAAAGGCGGCGUUGACCUUGCAGUCGACACAAGAAGAGCUAGAGCAACUCAAAAAGAACAAAUCCAGAAAUGAGCUCCAAGCAGAAACAAAUCUGACAAGUGAGAUUGAAAAACUUAAGAGAGAGGGCCAGAAAGACAAAGAGGAAAUUGAGAAUCUGCAGCAGCACAAAGCUAAUAUGGAGGCAGUGCUGACCAAAGCCAAGAAGGAAUCCAACUCCCUGCUGAAGGUUGAGCUUGAUGCAUGCAAGCAAGAGCUGGAGCUGGAAAGGAACAGGAGCCAGGCACUGCUUCACAGAUAUGGCGAAGCCUCAGUGCAGACUCGGGACAAAGAAACGGCGACAGACUUAUCACAAUCCUCUUUGUUAUGGGAGCCACCAUCACACUCCUGCAGCAGCCAAAACAAACCCCCUCAGGCUUCUGAAAGGGGUCAAGAUGAUGAUGAAGGCCAAGCAAGUGUCCCACCCAAUGACUCACUGAGCACUCAGCCAAAAGAGAGCAAGAGGAGGGCGAACCAGCUGCAGCAGGAGAAAACAUUGGCAGUCCAGAAACUUCAAACAUUUCGGCAGCUUUACCAAGUUAAAGAUGAGAAACCAUCUGCUGAAGCCGGAAAGGAUAAAACGGUCAGUCCAGUUCAUCUUGAGGCGGAGCAGCAGAGGAGGAUGGUCACUGAGCAGUUAAAGAGUCUUUUUAAGGAGCGAGAGGGAAAGGAGGUGGGAAAGGUUGACAGCAGACCAGCUCCAGCUCAGACAGCAGCGUCCUCACUACAAGACCGGACUCCAGCAUCUAAAGUUAUGAGAGGUUCAGUGGACAGGAGGAGCUGGCAGCAGGGCUCAGGUUUGAUGCCAGUGUUUGAAGAGGACGAGGAGAACAGUGACUGGCCAGGAGAGGAGGUUCCUACUGAGGAAAAUGUCCACAACCAAAACCAACAGAUGUCAGCUAUGAGUGCAGAAAUCAGCAGCCUGAAGGCAAAACAUGUGAAUCUGCUGCAAGCGACAGUAGAACCAAACCUGUCUCACUGUUCAGAUGAGACCGACCUGCAGAAGAAGAGUGCACCUUCCCUCUAUCCUGAUGGCAUAUUCCUGGCUGAGCUUGUAGAUAUCUGUAGCCCUGAUGAAGAUGAAGAGGACUCAUGAGGUGUUCUCAUUGGGUAAAAACAUACUAUAUACAGGUCUAUAAAUUGACCAUUCAUUACAGGGUGCUGCACCAGCCAACGUUGUGCCUUAUAGCUUUUACUGAAUGUUUUUGUACUCAAAAUAAAUGUAAUGACUAACUUCCAUUAGCAAUUUAAAGAGAAUAUUUUGCAAAUGUCUGAUAUCUUGUAGGUCAAUCUAGCAGAAAAUCAGAGUGGUGAUGAGUAAAAUACAAUGCGACAACAACAAAAAUGUGAACAUUCAUACCUCAGACAACAGUGUUAAUAAAACUCAUCAAGCUUCC